GGGAGUAGCAAUCUCUUGUUUGCUUGCACGCCAACGUCAGUAGGCUGGCGGGGCCUGCAGGUCACGACCCGUCGACCACCGGCAGCCAUGCAUCUUCCACGCUUCCCCCUGCUCCAGCAUACGCUUUCUCACUGGAUCUAUCGUAACUAGACGACGGCAUUCGCCUUUGUUCCUAUGGACGCAUACAAGUUUGCGCAAUCCGUUGUUUCUUUCUUGCACCAAUCACACACGCCCAUAUUUGUGGAAAAAUCGCGGACUAAUAUGCCGAUCAUGUCGCCGUCAUCGCCACCACGUCGGCCGGACAGACACCAAUUAAUCAUGAGCCACUUCGAUCGCGUCCCUUGCCCCGUCUUCCUCUCCUCUCUAGGUAAGGUUGACCGUGGAAUCGUUCUCGAAUCUGCUACAAAUCCAACAACAUACGCCCGGCUUCGUUUCUUGGCUUCCCGUGAUUUUGCCUUCCGUAGGCUGCGGCAUGAAGUACAAGAAGGGCGACGGUGCCGACCAGCCCAACGACGACGGCGGGAUGAACGGGAGCCGCGACGCGCCGCCCAGCAUCGAGCUGGACAUCAUCCAGCACCACGGCGGUGGCGGCGGCGGCCUCGGCAGUGGCGGCGGCGGGUCGACGUCCUUCUUCGAGCCGACGUGGCGCGAGGACACGCCGGUCAGCGGCGGCAGCGGGCAAGGAUGCAGCUCGGGCAGGAGAGGCGGGCGCGAGCCCCCGGAGAAGCGGCUGACCCUGUUCGCGCUCCGGCUGGCCGUCCUGGAGAAGGCGGCGAGCGGGCUCGGGACGCUGGCCUUCGCGUGGGCCACCGUGGUGCUGCUGGGCGGCUUCGCCAGCGACCUCACAAACACCGACUUCUGGUGCGUGACCGUGAUCCUGGUGGGCGAGGGCGCGCGCGUCUUCAGCCGCAGCCACGAGCUGGAGUGGCAGCACCACGCCACCCUCACCUCCACCGCCGGUGGCGCGCUGCGCUCCAGCUCCCGCGUCAUCCGCCGCUUCGUGCACGCCCUCGCCGCCCCAGACGACACGCGCGCCAGGGCGGCGCAGUUCCAGCGCCAGGUGGUGCUCCUCAUGAAGCAGCGGACCUGGCACGCGCCCGACGUGUCCCUGCUCCCUUACACCGGCUGGGUGUUCCUGUCCAAGAGGAUCGGCAGGGUGCUAAACUGGCUCCAGGUGCUCUCGGCGUCCGCCUGCGUCGCGCUCUCCGUGAUGCGCCUCUGGAAGCACGACUACUUCGGCGCCGGCGCCGAGAACAAGAAAGACAACAUGCGGCCGGCGCUCCUGCUCUUCUACACCGUGGCGCUGGUGGAGGCGUCGCUGUUCCUGCUCGAGAAGCUCUACUGGAUCUGGAAGGUCUCCGUCUGCAAGCUGCUCGACCAGGUGAGCGCCGACUGCGACCUCGGCGCCUACGGGCUCGUGUCGCUCAAGCGCUUCUUCUACGACGCCUACUCGCGGUGCAUCUCCGGGAGCAUCUUUGACGGCAUCAAGAUGGACCUCGUCACCUUCGCCGAGGAGCUCAUCCUGUCCGACUUCCUGGACGAGCAGCUCAUCGGGGUGCGCAUCCUCCAGCGGUUCGCCAACAGCAAAAGCGGCUCCGCGGGGGACACGCUGCGCAAGGUCGGCACCAACCCGCGCUCCAUCGAGCGGGUCGUCGAGAUGCUCAACUGGAAGCGCCCCGAGGAGGAGGAGGUGCGCUGGUGCGCGGCCGAGGUCGUGUCCAAGCUCGCGGGCAAGCGCCAGAACGCGCUGCGCGUGUCGGGCAUCCCGGGCGCCAUCGAGUCCGUCAUGUCCCUGCUCUACACAGGCCGGGGCGCGCCCGCGUCCGCCGGGGACCCGCAGGCGCUCGCCGCGGGAGCGCACGGACGGAGCUACGACUACCUGCAGUUCAACCUGCUGGGCCUAAGGAUACUCAAAAAGCUGUCGAGGGACCACGACAACUGCGGCAAGAUCGGCAACGCGCGCGGCCUGCUCGCCAGGAUCAUCGGCUUCACGCACGCCUCGCAGCCCCUGCUCCGCAACCCGCUGGCGCCGGACUCCCAGGUGCGCGCCGUGAAGCGCGCGCUCCAGGUGGUGAAGAUGCUGGUGUACACGACGGGGGCCACGGGGAAGGCGCUCCGGCGGGACGUCGCGGAGAACGUGUUCACGGUGAGCAACCUCCGCGGGAUCCUGCAGCACGGGCAGCAGCACAUGGACCUGCAGAAGCUGGCCAUGGACAUCCUCACGGGGCUGGCCAUGGACGACAGGGCCAAGGAGAUGAUCGUGAGCACCGGAGGCGUCGUCAAGCUGCUGCUGUCGAUAUUCGCCGUCAACGUCAACGCCGACGAGUGCGAGCUUGGGCGCGAGGCCGCCGAGACGCUGGCGAUGCUGGCCUUGGAGAGCGAGGCCGGCUGCUCGGCCAUCCUCAAGAGGGACGACGUGCUCGAUCAGCUCGUGUCGGCGUUGGAUGACAAGGAUGUUCGAUCUCUCAACGCCGCGAGGGUGCUGCGGAGUCUGUGCGCCUACUCGGGGGAUGAGCAUCGGACGCGCCUCAGCGCGGUCACCAAGGCUAUGCCGGCGGUACUGAGAGGCACCAUGACCGGAAGCGACAAGACCCUCGAGGUGUGCGUCGGCCUGACGACGCAGAUAUGCAGGUUCAUCGACGGCGAGCGGUUCGCGGACGAGCUGCGUGCCGCCGGCCUGGACGAGCGGGCCUACGUGGAGCGGCUGGUCAGCAUCCUGCGGCAGUAUCGGUACCCGGAGAUCAGGGUGCCCCGGAUGCGGCGGUUCCUGGUGCAGCAGGCCGUGUGGCUCGUGACGAGCUCGUCUUCCGCACUCUACGCGGGGCUGCUCCGGGAGCUCGGGAUGGAGCGGCUGCUCGAGUCCGUCGCCGACACCACGUCCGAGCUCGAGUGCUACCACGUCUUCUCCGGCAGCGUGGCCAUCGGCAAGCACCGCGAGAACUUCUCCGCCAUCGUGGAGUCUGCGCUCCAGCUCAUCUCCGGAGGGGACGCUGCUGCUGCUGCUGCUGGAGGAUCGUGGACCGAGUGAAACGGAAGAUUGCAAUGACGCUCCGGUAUGGAGGGAUCCAUUCACGAAAUGGGAUUGCAUAAUUAAGGGAGUUGAGCAUUUCCUUCUUUGUUCUGUUUAUUGCCCAGCACGAUAUGUUCUUUUUGAGAGAGACAGGGAGUUGCCCAUCAAUGUGAUGGCGUGUAAGAAGAGAUAAAAAUAUGGGAGAUUAGGGAGUUCAGCAUGGUAUAUGACGAUACAGCCAUACGUGUAUAGCUUUUUUCUCCGGAAUUUGUAUACUACUGUGCUAGUACUAUAGUGAUACGAGUACAUCUGUUCCAGUUUGUCCU
Brachypodium distachyon (stiff brome) is the source of this 3336-nucleotide messenger RNA. RefSeq lists its product as uncharacterized. The record is from RefSeq and is a predicted model, not a curated record. Lineage: Eukaryota; Viridiplantae; Streptophyta; Magnoliopsida; Poales; Poaceae. The transcript has 2 exons. Gene Ontology annotation, molecular function: protein binding. The coding region runs from base 473 to 3028 and encodes 851 amino acids.